This is a messenger RNA of Lacerta agilis (Sand lizard), 1145 nucleotides long. RefSeq names its product fibronectin type III domain containing 11 (gene FNDC11). The coding region runs from base 112 to 1077 and encodes 321 amino acids. The record is from RefSeq and is a predicted model, not a curated record. Lineage: Eukaryota; Metazoa; Chordata; Lepidosauria; Squamata; Lacertidae. The transcript is spliced from 2 exons. Gene Ontology annotation, molecular function: protein binding.
CAAUGGGUUGCCAUGGCGACGGGCGAGGCCUGCGCGCAGCCCCGAGCCUGGCUCCGGCCUCGGGCCCGGCAGAUGGGGGGUGUCGGGUGAGCGGCUGUCCCGGGAGCAACCAUGCUAAGCCACAGCCCAGGCAUGAUGAACAUUGGAACUAUUGAUGUCUAUUUGAACAAGUAUGGGGCCAACCUCCAGACGGUGGUGUAUAGUGAAGAGGAGCAGGAGAAUGAAGCCUGGAGGAUGUACAUGGAGAGGAAGAAUGUCGUGCUGGAGUUCCUGCACUCAGACCUGAGCCUCCACCUGCUCAAGCGCCACCACAAGAGGAUUGAGCUCCUGAAAAAGUGCUCCUACUACAUUGAAAUCCUGCCUAAGCACUUGGCCCUGGGAGAUCAGAACCACCUGAUGCUCCCCACCACCAUGUUCCAACUGAUAGACCCCUGGAGGUUCCAGAGGAUGAAGAAAGUGGGGACCAUCCAAACCAAAAUCCAGCUGCUGCUCCUGUCUGACCUGUUGGAAGAGCUGGAGAGAGGUCGGGAGGAGCUGGUCCACUUCCUGGAGACCUACGACAUGAUGACUUUCCUCUCCAGAUGGGAUGCUGUCAAACCAAGGCUGUCGAGUCUCUCUGAGCAGAUGGAUUAUUUCCUUGCUAUGCUGGUACCUGGGAGGCUGUACGUCAAGCACCGCCUGGUAUCGGACGUCGGGAUUACCAAGAUCCCUCACAUCAGGCUUGUCCUGAGCACAAAGAUGCCCGUGAUGUUUGACCGGAGGGAGUCGGUGGCUCACGAGGACUGGGUGAGUCUCAAGUGGUUCGUUACCAGCCAGCAGCCGCAGCUCGAACAGUACGAACUCAGCUUUAAGCUGCUGGAGCCCAGAACGCCCCAAGAGCGAGUCCACUGCGGAAUAAUGCCGGUCACGUCACACACGUGCGAAAUCCACAACCUGUUGCCCGACCGUUUGUACAGGUUCACUGUCAAAAGGGCAGAGACUUACACACUUGUCUAUGAACAGUGGCACGAUUCCAUCCUGCUUAAGACAAAACCGUACCUUGAGGAAGAAAUGGAGACUGCUAUGUCUGAACCCUGACUUUCCCAUCGUAGCAAUUCACAAGGAAUGUAAAAUAAGUCAAAUUAAAAACUUAUUUUUAAAGGUUU